CCUAAAACAAAGAACAACGACAAUACGUAAAACAGAGCCUCAGAUCUUAAGCAACCUCAGCCAGCUUCACCUUAUUCCUGGCUUUCUGAAUCGAUUCUACUGACAGUGAUUUGUUGUCAUAAUUGUGUCUAUAAUGUGGAGAUUCAAACCCUUUAUGCAAAAGGAGCCAACUGGGCUUGAGGGUCGCACUAUCGAUGUUGGCAAUCUCAAAAUUCAUGUACGGAAUGUCAUUGCUGAAGGAGGGUUCUCUUGUGUUUAUUCAGCUCGUGAUGCUGUGAAUGCAUCAAAGCAGUAUGCUUUGAAGCACAUGAUGUGCAAUGAUGAGGAGUCAUUGGAACUGGUGAUGAAAGAGAUAUCAGUGAUGAAAUCUCUCAGAGGACAUCCCAAUAUAGUCACACUUCAUGCCCAUACUAUUAUAGAUAUGGGGAGGACAAAGGAGGCUCUCCUUGUGAUGGAAUUUUGUGACAAGUCUCUGGUUAAUGUGUUGGAAGGCAGAGGUGCAGGGUUUUUUGAGGAGAAGCAGGCUUUAGCAAUUUUCAGGGAUGUGUGCAAUGCAGUCUUUGCCAUGCAUUGUCAAUCUCCACCCAUUGCUCACAGAGACUUGAAGGCUGAGAAUCUCCUUUUGGGUUCUGAUGGAUCAUGGAAGUUGUGUGAUUUCGGAAGCAUAUCUACCAAUCAUAAACGUUUUGAGAAGCUUGAAGAAAUGGGUGUCGAAGAAGAUAAUAUCCGGAAGCACACAACACCUGCCUAUAGAGCUCCUGAGAUGUGGGAUCUGUUACGGAGAGAACUUAUAAAUGAGAAGGUGGACAUAUGGGCUCUUGGAUGUCUCCUCUUUCGCAUAUGCUACUUCAAAAAUGCAUUUGACGGGGAAUCAAAAUUACAAAUUUUGAACGGGAACUAUCGUAUUCCAGAGUUGCCGAAAUACAGCUCCUUCAUUACAGACUUGAUUAGAGACAUGCUUCAAGCUUCACCAGAUGACAGACCAGACAUCACGCAGGUGUGGUUUCGUGUUAAUGAGCAGCUACCUGCUGGGUUACAGAAAUCAUUGCCUGAUAGACCACCUGAAAUGCAAUCUGCUGGUCAUGAAGCAGGAGUAUCAAAGCCACCAAAUAGGUCACCUCUGAUGCCUCAAAGAAGUCCACCACCUCCUCCUUCAUCUGGAGAAGCAACUAGAAAUGUAUCACAGCCAUCCGUUACCUCUGGGGUGGGUGGAACUGGGGGUUCGCUUGGUGCUUUCUGGUCUACUCAACAUGCUAAGACCUCAAUUUUUGUGGAAGACAUGAGCAGACCUAAAUUUGACGAAGAACCGACUAACUAUAGCUCUACAAUACACGAUGGGAAUCGACCAGAUAACUAUCCUUUACCCAAGAAUACUAGCCCUGUAAAAGAUGAAAAUAUAAGGACUAAUGUAAUAAGAAGAAAUGUUCAUGAUAAACCACACAAGCCUGAGGAUGGCCCUUCCAUAGAUGUCAAGAUGAACUUUUUCCAUAAAGACACAGAUACUGGUGUAGAGAAGCUGAAGGCAUCAAAACCUGAGGGCAUGGCUACCUUCCAAGAUGAUGCUUUUAGCUCUUUUGUUGCGGAAUUUGAUACCAAUAAACUUAACGCUGGAACUGGUAAUAACAGAUCAGGAAAAGAAGAAGCAUUAGAAGAUGAAAUAGAGAGGCUGAAAGUGCAGUUGAAGCAAGCCAACUUAGAGAAGGUUGAAAUGACAUCCAAAUUUGAAAAGUUAUCUGCCAUUUGCCGAUCCCAGAGACAGGAGAUACAGGAGCUCAAGCAAGCUCUUGCUGCUAGAUCUCCAUCACCAAAUAAAGAUGCUUCAAGAAAUCAAAUUUCAUCUGGGAAUCAAUCAUCUGCAACACCUCCGAGGGAAAAGAUUGAAGGAACAGUUUGGGAACUCCAGAAAGGUAAAACUGACUGGGGUACCCCAACUUCAGAGGCAAACUCUUGGCAAGCUUUUCCUGAGGAGCCCAAGCCACAGCGAAUUGCCCAUUCGGUUAGGACCAGAAAUGGUCAUCUUAACAAGCAGGCUGCUCAAGCAACUUCUGGUUUUGAUACAUGGGGUUUUGGAACGGAGAGUUUUACAGCCAUCUCUACAGCCAGCAGCCAGAGAGCAAAACCAAAUGGUGAAGGAAACAGUUCUCAGGGCAUUGGGCAGUCAAAGAUUACAGACAAGCAGUCAUCUGUUCAACCUGCUGGAUGGGCUGGUUUCUAACUAAAGCAAAUACUAUAGUUUCAUUUUAUGUGCUCCUGUCUGGGAAAGAUAAGGAAAAGCCAGAAAUACAACGUUUGGUUGUCUUCUUUUGUUUUGAGUGGUUGCGAUUUGUAGAUCAUCUAAUGCAAUUGAACAUUUGCACAUGUUUCUCUGAACUAAGCAGCAAAUUACAAAUAUAUACUAUUUGAAUGUCACAAUUGUUGUAUGUUGAGUAAGAAAGUAUAUAUUUUUUU
Molecule: messenger RNA, 2448 nt
Organism: Pistacia vera
Lineage: Eukaryota; Viridiplantae; Streptophyta; Magnoliopsida; Sapindales; Anacardiaceae
Product: probable serine/threonine-protein kinase DDB_G0276461
Exons: 8
Coding region: 134-2215 (693 amino acids)
Biological process (GO): protein phosphorylation
Cellular component (GO): cytoplasm
Molecular function (GO): protein serine/threonine kinase activity; ATP binding
Source: RefSeq, a predicted model, not a curated record